AGGACAAGCGAGAAUACCCUCCGAAAGAUAUCUAGCAGAACUAGUUGGGGACGCAGAUCAUCGGUAUGUUGUACUUAUUUAACCCAGGCUGUUACAAAUCCUGAACUUGAAGAUGAAACACCACGACGUCUCUCUUAUAAUUGCUAUAACGAAGAUCUUGAGACUGGUCUGAAAGACGCCUCUAUCCAGCAUGGGUCUGCACAAUUGGAUGGUAAAAUGGCGUUUCCAAGUCCAAUUCCAGAUGAGAAAUUUGAUGAAAGACGAACUGAUCUUGACAUUAUCGUUGUCGAAUGGGAUGGAGAUGAUAGGGAGUUGGGCACUUCAUGGAGCAUGACGUAUCGCGCAUAUCUCACCUUGUAUAUUGGGUUGACCACUAUAUCUUCAACUAUGGCCUCUUCGAUAUCAUCUAUGGUUCUUGUCAAUGUGACAGAAGCAUUUAAUGUGUCAAUGGAGGUUGCAAAGCUGACAGUGUUCAUUUUUGUCGGUGGCUACUGUUUGGGACCUUUAGCAUGGGCACCUAUGUCUGAACUCUAUGGCAUCCGAUGGUCUCUCUUGAUUUCAUUGACUGGUUCAACUAUCUUUAAUAUGGCGUGUGCGCUUUCCCCGAACAUUGGUGCACUGAUUAUAUUUCGUUUUCUGGCGGGUACUUUCUCCUCGGCUACGCUUGUUAUUGGUGGUGGUGUUCAGGCUAAUAUCUGGGAAAAGGAUUGGUUGGGUGUGGGUAUGAGUGUAUUCUCCAUGGCACCUAUGUGUGGACCGGCAUUGGGACCUGUCAUAGGUGGAUGGAUUGCUGUCUCGAAAACUACAUGGCGCUGGGUAUAUUGGGCCAUGACUAUAUUUUCAGGGUUUCUGGUUGUUCUUGGGCUCGUGUCCAUGAAAGAAUCGAAUCCGAACCUUACUCUUCAAAAGAAGGCUCAAAGAUUGCGCAAGACAACUAAUGACGACCGAUACAAAGCUCCAAUCGAGCUGCGAAGAAUUGUGCUCAAAGAAUUGUGUACACGUUGGUUCCUACUUCCCAUUUUAAUGCUAAUCUUUGAACCUAUGCUUCAAGCAAUCACAAUUUAUAUGUCGUUUGUAUAUGGAGUACUAUACCUAUUUUUCGAGGCGUUCCCAAUUGUAUUUGGACUUCACCAAUUUAAUGAGGUACAAAUUGGACUAACAUUCCUGGGCUUUUUGUUGGGAUGUUUUCUUGCUGGAGGCUUCUACAUCUUCUACGAAAAUGUCCGAUAUGUUAGAGCCAUGAAAGCUAGCCCAAGUGGAGUACUGCCUCCUGAGCAACGUAUUCGUGUUGCCUUGAUCGGCUCUCCUCUGUUGACGAUCUCACUCUUUUGGUUCGCAUGGUCUUCGUAUGAAUUCGUUUCAUACUGGUCUGCGAUUGGUGCCGCCGUAAUGUAUGGAAUGUCUAUGUUCUUCAUCUUCUUUUCUCUAAUGACAUUUAUGGCAGACGCAUAUCGCCAGCAGACCGCCUGUGCAUUGUCCGCCAAUACUGUUACCCGGUCAGCAUUUGGAUUUGGAUUUCCGCUGGUACGUUAUAAAACACACUUGAUGACUAACAGAAAGUUCGCAACGCAAAUGUAUGAUAAACUCAACCCCCGCUGGGCAUCCUCGCUGCUGGGAUUUAUUUCUGUCGCUAUGCUUCCUAUUCCAUUUCUUCUCUACAAGUACGGCGCUUGGUUACGAUCCAAAGCGAAGUUCGCGUUUGGAUAG
This is a messenger RNA of Malassezia sympodialis ATCC 42132, 1707 nucleotides long. NCBI's taxonomy places the organism in Eukaryota, Fungi, Basidiomycota, Malasseziomycetes, Malasseziales, Malasseziaceae. The record is from the annotation of a RefSeq genome assembly.